UUGAUAGCUACUAACCACGUUAGCCUAGAUGAAUGUCUUGGCUGGAACAUGACUUGCAGAGAUGCUUUCUAGAGCAGAAUACUAUUCUCCAUCAGUUAGCUCGCGAGCAAUACGCACGCCACAACUGGUCCCACAGACAUCCUGUGCAGUCUCUUACAUCAAGGCGUUCUAUGUUGAGUGUUGAUGCGAAUUUUUACGGAGACAGAGCAAUUCAAGGGAAUGUCCCAUUGGAAGAUUUGCCGAUUCAGAAUGCUGAAAUGCAGAGAAAGUUGGUGAACCACAUGCUGAGAAACUUUGAAAUCCCUUCUCAGACGACCUCCACCAGUCACAAUCAAACGACUGGUAGUCACUCUUCACUUGCAAUGACCGACGUAUCUACCGACUUUUCUCCUCCAUUGGAGGUUUCCCCGCCCACCGGCUAUCCAAGAAACGAUAAUCUAUUGCCACCAUAUGAUGAAAGGAAAUCUAUAAAGUUGUCUCAACAAGACAUCAAAGUUGGUGACGACAAUACAAGCAACAUCGAGGAGGACACACUGGAUUUGCGACUGCAUGGUCAACAACAAGCUCCUACAGCUUCAUUGCCUUACGUUCGGUCUUGGUCAUCAAGAAAGUCCAAACACAUUCCACACACAUUCAUCAGUGUCAUAAGGGCUGGCACUUACCCGUUUCCUGGCAAUGACUCGGUGAAACAUUUGAGACGAAUAUUUUGGGUUGCUUUGUUUUGCAUGACGUUGGUGAACAACAUGCACAAGAGACAUAAGGCUGCUAGUCAACUGGCAGUUGUGAUAUGGAAUGGAAGGGCGAGUCUUCAUCUGCUGUUUUUGUCGGAUGACGUUCCUGUAAAGAGUGUUAUUCGCUUAAUCACAUCACCAAAUGCCAAGCAUCUGCUGGUGAGAAGCCGUGGGAUAUUCAGACGAGCAUCUGGUGAUGAUAGGGCUGCUCUACAUAUCCUCUCUACUACUACUGAACAGUUGCUGGAUGAAGUGAUAAGAAUUACACCAAGCUCCAGUGGUCUUAAUCACAAAUUGAUUAUCUGCGUGUGGCGUUUGAUUCAACCACUCACUGUGUUUCCUCUUGAUUAUUUGUGGAGCCUAGAAAAGGAAUACUUAACUUUUGAUAGACUACGACAGACUAAAGACGUAUCCAAGGAAGGCGCUUUAGCUCUCUUUCUCUGUUUCUUUGUCUUGCGCUCACUCACCACUACGAUUGUUCUCAAUCCUCAAGAAUAUCACAUAACACAUAGCCAUCUCAGUGACACAGCAUGCAGCAAUCUCAAGACUGUUGCUUCACUCAUAUUCUACAUUGUGCGUCAUUGUUUAGCCGGAUUGAGAGGAACAGUGAAACCUGUACCGGAUGAAGUCGCUUCUUGUCUUCACCCCGACGAGGAGAUGAAGUUUGUGUACAAAAAGUUGUCUCACACUGUACACUCAUACCAGAAGCAGUUGAGUCAGUGGGCGUUGAGAUUCUUGGAGGAGGUGAAAGCAGAGAGACGUUGAUGGCAUGUGUAUGGAGCAUGGAUGUAGGCAAAUUCAAUGCAUUGGGAGAUAGAGCGAAAAAAGCAAUGUGUAUGACAAAAUGCAGUCAUGAAGUGAUGAUACGCUCAGUGACUGUUCUGGUAUGAUACUUCACUUGUCACGAACACUUGCAUGUCGGUAAACUGUGUGACAUGUUUAGAGUUAAAUUAAAUUAUUUAUUGAGGUGACGAUUGGGUAGUUAGUUAGCUAAUCAAAUUUAUUUGACUGUUGAAAGUG
Messenger RNA from Corticium candelabrum, 1751 nucleotides. RefSeq lists its product as uncharacterized. NCBI's taxonomy places the organism in Eukaryota, Metazoa, Porifera, Homoscleromorpha, Homosclerophorida, Plakinidae. The coding region runs from base 33 to 1496 and encodes 487 amino acids. The record is from RefSeq and is a predicted model, not a curated record. The transcript is spliced from 17 exons.